This is a messenger RNA of Prorocentrum cordatum, 2385 nucleotides long. NCBI's taxonomy places the organism in Eukaryota, Dinophyceae, Prorocentrales, Prorocentraceae. The record is from the annotation of a GenBank genome assembly.
AUGGGCGCCGCGCUGGCGGCCGUGGCCGGCUGCUGCGCGCUGGGGGCGGAGGGCGCGUAUGUUCGGAGCGAUUCCUACGUGGGGGCGGACUUCAUAUCACGCUGGACCUUCUGGGACGACCCGGACCCGACGCAUGGAUUCGUUGAUUACGUCGAUCAUGCGACCGCUGGGGACGCAGGCCUUGUACAGGUGGCCGAGACCCACGUCUACCUGGGUGCAGACAUGCAGACGGUAGUGAAGGGCAAGACUGGCCGCCGCUCCGUGCGCAUCCAGUCCAAGGCGGUAUACAACGAGGGCCUCUUCGUGCUGGCCGUGGACCACAUCCCCACUGGCUGCGGCACCUGGCCGGCCUUCUGGAUGUACGGCGAGGACGACGCACACACCUGGCCGAGGUGGGGCGAGUACGACAUCAUAGAGGCAGUCCACACGGACACGCGGGCGAAGACCACCCUGCACACGAGGCAGAACUGUGACCAGUCGAGUGUGCACGAGGGUUUGGACUUUACCAGCAGCUGGGCGUUGGGCUCGGGUCCCGACCCCGCGAACAACUGCUACAUAGGUGCCGAAGGAUGGGGCCAGUGGUUUAACCAAGGCUGCUCUCAAGAGGGCCCGCAAGACACCGUUGGCGCUGGCUUCAACGCUGGUGGUGGCGGCACGUUCACCGCCGAGUGGAACCCAGUGUCCAGGCACAUCAGGACCUGGUUCUGGCCCUCGGGAACGGAGCCUCCCGACUUGCAGGAUGGCGAGCCGGACCCAGACACGUGGGGCAAGCCGUACUCGUUCUUCAGCCUGGACCCCGUCAGCUGCUCGAAGGAUCAUUUCGAGAACAUGCGGUUGGUCUUCGACCUGACGUUCUGCGGCGAUUGGGCCGGCGCAACCUUCGCAGGUGCGUGCCCUCAGCACAACAUGACUUGCGAUGAGUUCGUCGCGAAGCACCCAGAGGCUAUGUCAGAGGCCUACUGGUCCAUUCGCGAGCUCAGCGUUUACACGCAAAGCGCGCAGGCACCAACGGGGUCUCCCACGGAGUCCCCAACGGAGUCCCCUACGACGCCAAUGGCACCCAAGCCGAGCCCGGCGCCCCCCGACGACGUCGCCGUCGUUCCCGUGUUCGGCUCCGCCCGGGCGCCCAGCCCCGCCACCGCCACGGCUUCGGCCCAGGCGACUGCUGCCACGAGCACCUCCGCAGCUGUCGCGGCCGUCCUCAGCCUGCCCCCUGCCGCCGUCACGACCACCGCGGAGAGCGCCCCGACCACGCCCAGCCAGCCGCCGGUCACAACCACGUCGACUUCAACGUCGCAUCCGACAGUGAGCGUCGUGCUGCGGGACAGCGCCCCGAGCCUGCGGCCCACGCCGGCGCCCGCCACGCCGGAGCACCCGGCCGUGGCGGUGCCCGAGAAAAGACCGGGGGGGGGAAUACCUGUCAAUGUUGGCCACACGGCGUCAUCUGGAGAUACCCGUUCACGGGCUCUUACGACGGUUGCGGUGUCGGUGGCGUUAUUGUCCAUGGUGGCUGCGGUUGCAAUCGGAUUUAUCUGGAAGAUGCGGCGGAGACGGCAAGCGCCGCGGUCUCGACCUGCCCUGCUUCGAGGAGGACGGACUCGUCGGACGACGACAGCUCGGACUCCAGCCCGGACAGCGGCGCGGAGCAGCCACGCGCCGCACGCACCGCCCAGGUGCCGCUCUGGCGCGGCGGCGACAGGAGGCCGCCCCGGCCGCCACGGCGGCUUCCGCGCCGCCCUUGCGCGGGCCCGACCUCGGGUCGGCGCCGGGCGGCGGCGGCGGCGGCCGGCCGCCGCCGAAGUGCCACUUUGGCGCGGCGACCACGGGAGACACGCGCCUCCCGUCCCCCCGUCGCCCAGCCACCGCUCGGCGCACCCUCCGCCCCCGGCGGCCGCUGCGCCGGGAGACGGAGCCAGACCUACGCCGAGUGCACCCACGCUCUUCCGAGCCAUAUCCUUACUCGCCAGCAGGUCCAGCAUCAUUCAUCUCUCACUGAGGCCGAAUAGGCAGGCCCUGGCCAUACGUUUCAUCAUCUGGUCAGGCGCGUUCGGCGCAGCCGGUCUUCAGAAUUCAGAUGUAGUGUAUGCUCUGCUGCUUUGGCUAUUGCUGCGUGUGCUGCCGAGAUGCGUCCGAGGGCCAUACGGCGAUUACCAGGGCGUGCGGUACGUUUGGACAUUCGAUGGCGCAGCACAUGGUUUGAUGGCGUCAUUUGCACAUCUCUCGCUCAUCACUCGAUGUAGCCAUCACGCUCCAGGCCCAAAGUGGCGCACUCCUACAUUGCAUCUCUGCCAUGUUCCAGCGAGCUCUGCAUCGGAAUUCGGCCAUGCACAUCUGAUAACGUUGGCGGCGGAGCUCGCCAGGAUGUGCUGCGUCCCUCGCGUGUAG